Oryzias melastigma (Indian medaka) is the source of this 1152-nucleotide messenger RNA. It is a transcript of the gene mea1, whose product is annotated as male-enhanced antigen 1. The record is from RefSeq and is a predicted model, not a curated record. The transcript is spliced from 5 exons. Gene Ontology annotation, biological process: spermatogenesis. The coding region runs from base 285 to 875 and encodes 196 amino acids. NCBI's taxonomy places the organism in Eukaryota, Metazoa, Chordata, Actinopteri, Beloniformes, Adrianichthyidae.
CUCACUGAUCGACCCAAAGCCACGCGCAGCGACGGAGGACAUCGGAACCGAUUGAUGGGAUAUCAAUAGAAAAGGUUCGGUAAGCGGCGGCAGCCGGGCAGGACGUCUGUCUGUCGGUCUGCGGAGCACCGCGGGUCCCGAACGACGUCUUCUCAAGAGGCUGUCACGCACCCGGAAGUCAGUGAGUGGAACGCUUGUAGGAGCUAACAUCUGCUCUCGGGAGAGAGGAGGAGAGACAGACAGGUGAGGGGCUCACCUGCCGAGAACCCCCGUGGACCCCGUGGAUGGAAGUGAUCUCAGCUAUGGGGCCUGAGCGAGUGUUGCCGAGUUCCGAGGACGACCUGGGGGAGGAGGAGCGGCCCGUGGACGACGCGCUGCAGCCCGAGGGGGCCGUCUGGAGCGGGGGGGAGGACGGAGGAGAGAUGGAUGGAGAGGAGGAGGAAGAGGAGGUGACCUCUGGAGGGUACCACUACCAGCCUCUGAACCAGGAGCCGGACGGCCCAAACGGCAUGGAGGAAGAGGAGGAAACUGGGGGGGCAGAUGGCUCCUCCCACGCCCAGCAGCUGCAUCAGGUGCAGCAGAGGAUAGAGGUGAUGGGCCUACAUCUUCCAGAAGCUCCGCCUCCAGACAGCGAGGAGGAGGAGGACCCAGAAGGAGCGGCGGCCCUGAGGAGCCGAGCUUCCAUCCCCAUGGAUGCAGACCACGUGGAGCUGGUGAAGAAGACGAUGGCGGCCGUGGCGCUGCCCUCCCUCGGCGUGCCGCCGUGGGCCCGCGAGAUCUCAGACGACCAGUGGAAGGACAUGGUUCAGCACACGCUGCAGACCCGGCAGAGCGCUGCCGCCCUGCGUCUGCACCGCCGGGGAAACGGACCCUGAACGCACCACACCUACACAAUGGACGCUGAAUGCAACAUCACCCCAACACUAUAUGAUUACGUCUUUUUUUAAUGGGUGUCCCUAAAUGCACCUGAUUUCUGUACCACAAAUGUUUCUCUGCAAACUUAAAACCUCCCAGGAUGCUCGACACACAGAACCAUGUGGUACCAGACUCAGCCAGAACAUCAGGUGGAUCAAAAGUGAGCUUAUUCAUUCCUCAAGUCUUUAACUUCCUGGCACUGACCUUUCAGAAUAAAAUAACAGGAAGUCUGCAGUG